AUGGUCGCAUUCGCUCUUCCCUCCUGGCUAGCUCUAUGCUGGCGCCCCCUUUCUGAGCCGGAUGAGAGCUGGCCACCAGGGAAGCAGCCCCUUCCCAUGCAGCCUUACAGUUCCCCAGAACCCCUACAGGCCGUCACACGCCCUCCACCACCCUGGCCUUCGACCAGCCGUCGCAAUCUUGCUGCCUUCCACUCACAACAUUCUUCCCGAGCGCAGGUGGAGCGACAUUCUCCACCGAUCGAGAAAGUUUUCGAACCCACCCGGCCCGUGCCGCGCGAUCGUGUCUUGGCAGAGGCUCAUGCCCCCACACCAAGGGCCCAUCGUGAAUUCGAUCUUAGUACGGGUGCUGAGAGAGGGAGAGUGAACCCCAAGGAGUGGAGUGCAUUCCCACGAGAAGUACAAGGGGGCCCGACGAGGAAAACAGCACACUCGAAUGCAGAGGACGGGGCGCACCACUCGUUCAUGGAUCUGAGGAGCCCAUGGGAGGAGCGGUGGGAUAAGUGGCAGAGCUUCUUCAGCAAGCUACUUCCAUUUCCAUCGAAGACAAAGUCGAGAGACAAUCUUACUUAA
Messenger RNA from Microsporum canis CBS 113480, 570 nucleotides. RefSeq lists its product as uncharacterized. Bases 1 to 570 code for a protein of 189 amino acids. The transcript has 2 exons. The record is from RefSeq and is a predicted model, not a curated record. NCBI's taxonomy places the organism in Eukaryota, Fungi, Ascomycota, Eurotiomycetes, Onygenales, Arthrodermataceae.